This is a messenger RNA of Micromonas pusilla CCMP1545, 189 nucleotides long. RefSeq lists its product as uncharacterized. Gene Ontology annotation, molecular function: palmitoyltransferase activity. The annotation marks the transcript as partial. The transcript has a single exon. The record is from RefSeq and is a predicted model, not a curated record. Lineage: Eukaryota; Viridiplantae; Chlorophyta; Mamiellophyceae; Mamiellales; Mamiellaceae.
AUGGAGGAAGGGGUCCUCGACGACAACCUCAACGCGAGCGUCGCGCACGCGCGAGGGUGCUUCGCCGGGUGCACGCUGUGCGUCCCGUGCGGCGCCGCGAAGCCGCCGCACGCGCACCACUGCUCGGCGUGCGGCGCGUGCGUCGCGGGGAUGGAUCAUCACUGUCCGUUCGUCAACAACUGCGUCGGC